This is a messenger RNA of Rotaria sp. Silwood1, 9276 nucleotides long. Lineage: Eukaryota; Metazoa; Rotifera; Eurotatoria; Philodinida; Philodinidae. The record is from the annotation of a GenBank genome assembly.
GCGAUACCUGUUGAUGGAACUAAAUAUAAAGUUUCCGCAUUAAUUUUACGCGAACAAGAAAUGAGUGAAGAAUUUUCAAUCAGAAUGUUGUUUGACUCAAAAAUCAAAUUUACGUUCAAUAAAGACGAGGAACUGAAACAGGAAAAUUCCCGUGUUACGCUCAUGUAUCGGAUCGAUAUUGAUGUGAAUCGUAAUGAAAGUGGUGAGCUGGCUGUUUUCAAUGAAAAAAAAUGGAAACGGAUACAGACAUAUCAACUUUACAUCUCACGUAGCAAUUAUGUAUCAAAACUGCAUCACAACGAUAAUCGAACACGAACUUUACGCGACCCUCCAAAUGGCACGUUAAACUUUGUUUUGGACGAAAGCUUUUCUAGAGCUCAGUUGCGUAAUCCUCCAGGUAAGAAAUACAAAUAUUUCCAGUAGGCUAUAUAAGGCUUGUUUCUUAUUUCGGCAGGAUCGAACGUUCGCUGGUGGAACCGAGUGUGCCUGUUCACGAAUUAUCUAGUUCGACGUCAUGAUUAUGCUAAUAUUGAUGUAUUAAUCGACCAGUGCAAGGAAUUUCUCCGAAGCGACACUCGGCAGCUAACUUCAGAUGAAUUUAAGAGUUUUUUUCAAGAGUGUUCGACCUGCUUCACCUCUUUAUUAAAGCAUUCAACGAAUAAAAGCGAGCUUUUGAAACAUCUGCUUCGCAUAAUCGGACUGCUACCCAUUGAAAGGAAAAAUAUUGACUUGAAUUGUUCUCACACUCAGAAUUUCAUUAUGAUCAUCCUCCGAUGUGUUUCCGAUGAUUUAGAGAACCUUCUAGAAUCCGUGACUGCUGUCGAGUGGACUCUUUUUGGCGAGGGUCUCGCAGCGCUCCUAUGUGUCCAAUUUUUAGCCCCAAAACAUGGUAUUAAUCGCUCCGACAACGAAACCAACGACGUUUUUGCUUUGCUUCGUCGUAUUCCUGUAGAAAAUCAAUAUCGUCAUUUUGCCGAUAGUAUCCUUACACGAUUUCAAACUAUUCAGCAACCAUUAUCGAGUUCAAACUGGACCGACCUUAUGGUACGCAUAAAUUCUGAUCGUUUUGUAUUAAAUAUUCUUGAAAAAACAAAAUCGGUCAAAACAUAUUUCAAUUGGAUUACUAAAACUUUGGAAUUAUGUGCACAAGUAAAUGAUUUUCGUAAUAAAUUCCAAUUUGACUUUGAUGAACGCAUGGGCAAUGAUUUCGAAACCACUGAUAAUAUCGAAAUAAAUGACGAAGAAAUUCUACAAGAUACUUUCCAUACACCUAAUCGAUCAUCAUUCACCUAUUCGGUACUAUUCGAAGAUUGUUUUCAAACGUCAAAAGUUCGCAAAAAAGUUGUCGAUCGAUUAAUAAUUCAAUUGAACACAUGGGAAGAACAAGGUUUACGAGCAAAUGAGAUCCGUCAAUGGAAUAACUACGCCGAUGAUCAGCGUGAAGUUGCACGUCGCAUUUGGAAUUGUGUAUACGAUCGUGGUUCUCUGGAAUCUGAAUUGCCAGUAGAUGAAUUAGACAAUCAUGUUCCCCUUGUAUCUGACUCGUCAGAAUCUAACGUGGUUGUUCGUAAUCUAUGGACAUUGGAUGGAGAUCGAGCUGUUUCAACUGAUAAUUUGCAUGAAAUCACCACUACAUCAGUAGCGAUGGAUACGGAAGAUACUGAAUUCAAAGUUACUCAAAAAAGCUGUCUGAGUAUACUCGAAAAAGCGGCUGAGAUCCGUGGACUUUUCAGCAGUGAAUUGGAACAACUUUGCCUCAAAUGGAAGGAACUACCCAUUUCUUACUUGAGCGAAAUGUUUUCGAAUAUGCAAACUGCGGAUCAAGAUUUACAGACGCUCACACCAUUACUUGAUCGUGCCGUCAUUCCCGACUUGAAGAAACUAAUUGAAUAUUGGAAAAUUCAUGAACGGAUUGCGCAUAUUCACCAGGGUAGCAUUAAUGUUUUGAAACAUCUUCAAGGUCAAACCACCGAUGAACCAUCAUCUCCAUUGAAAGCUGCGCUAAAUACUACACAAGAACCUUCAGGUGCGGCAUGUUAUGAGGCCUAUGAGAACUAUUGUAUUAAUUAUUCGCAACAUUACUCAGAUGACGCACUCAAAUUGAUUGCUCAGUAUAGUUCGUCAGCCGAACUUCUCAUAUUUGUUCAUUCGUUAAGUGAAAACGAGGGUGACAGUUUACUUGAGGCAGUCAACGAUUUCGAUGAAACGUUGACAGAUACAAAAACAAUGGUAGAUUUUGCUGUGCUAAAGACAUUUAUCGAUCGUGCUUAUGCCAACAUCAAACGAGCUAAAAGGGAGACAACUGCAACACCAUUGAGCUUGGAAGAUGUGAUUUCCGCCUUUCAAAUUCUCAUGAAUGAGUCCGAAUUUAAAAACAUCCUCGAAUGUUUUGAGUCAUGUUCCAAAUCAUUAGAAAGCAUCAAACGUAUUCAUGGAGAUUCAACAAAUAAGGGGCAAUCUAAGCGAAAACGUAUAUUUGAUAUUAUGGCCGAUUCAAGUUUUACAUUUAUUCAUGAAUCGAUUAACGUAUCCGGCCAGGUCCAUGAUCGAUUUGAUAUAAAAAGUCAAAAACAAUCGAUGCGUUAUGAUGAUCUUAGUGAACUUCGUGAUCGUGCACGUCUGAUUGAGUACUCUAAUAAUAAAAUAAAAAACGAAACGGAUCGAGAAAUUGAAGAAUUACACAUGUUUGUUACUCUUGUUGAUACAAUCGAGACAAUCUUAAACAUUCUCACAUCGCUUUAUAUGGCUGGUCAUCCGUAUGUACCAGAAUUUCUAGCUUCUCGUAAAGUGUUCGAAUACAAAACUAGUUGGUUUGAAAUACGAGCAUUUAUCUAUCGUUGUUUUUAUUCUCAAACAUUACAGCAACUCAUUCGUCCAGAACUAUUAUCACCAUUGAUUCAAGAUCGUUUUGUUGGACUUCUAGCCGAGCUUUUCACCUCCAAACCAAAGCGAAAUUUUCGUAUGGGUAUUAUAACAACAUCUCAGACCGGCCAUUGGCAACUACUCAAUGGUUUAAGAACUCUUCAGAUAGUUUAUUCUGUUCACGAUCAAGAAAUGCUUGGAAAAGAGGAACUCGAGAAUACCAUCCAGAAACUUCUUGAAAACAACGAUGCAUGUGUUACAUCACAAAUAUCCGGUUUAGUUGAUGGAAUGGAGUUGCCAUCUGGUACAGCUAAAAAUCAAGCAUUGAUUGACAAUAUCUUCGUUCUUCUUGUGUGCAUUGUUAAUCGAAUUCCGGUUAUCUUAUGUGGCAAACCUGGUUGCAGUAAAACAUCCGCUAUACAAAUUGUAAUUAGCAAUCUAAAAGGCAAACGAUCCGAGCAGCUCUACUGUCGAACUUUACCUGAACUGAUCGCAGUUUCUUAUCAAGGUUCUCAAAAUUGUACAUCGGAAAGUAUUAUUAAUGUAUUUCAACGGGCGAAAAAAUAUUUGAAAGCAAAAAGUGCCACAGAACUCUUGCCGGUCGUUGUUUUCGAUGAGAUUGGACUGGCCGAACUGUCGCCCCACAAUCCAUUAAAAGUGCUUCAUAGUGAGUUAGAAGUCGAUGCCUGUCAACAUGCCUUUGUCGGUUUAUCGAACUGGCGUCUCGAUGCCUCGAAAAUGAAUCGUGCACUCUAUGUCGCCUGUGCUGAUCCUGAUAUCAGCGAUCUUCAAAAUACAGCUACAACAAUUAUGUCUUCAAUGCUCGAUGGUAAAGAUCAAGUGAUUCGCCUUCAAGACUCGAUUUUGAAAGGUCUUGCCACCGCCUAUUUUGAUUUGUACGAACAAAUCAAUACUGAUCAACAAUAUAAUAACUAUUUUGGUUUGCGCGACUUUUAUUCCUUGAUUAAAGGUGUCGUCCGUGAUUUGGCUGAAACUAAAGAACAAGAUCGAUACGAGAGUAUUCGUCGACAAUUAAAAAUCAACUUCGAUGGCAUAUUUGAUGGGGCGGAAUUCAUGUGGAAACGUUUUUGUCGUCAUACAACUCGACAACACUUAACAACUCAAUAUUCAUCACCAACAUUCAAACAACUGCUCGAUCGAUCGUUAACGUCACGUACUGGUCGUUAUUUAAUGUUAAUUGGUGAGAAUGAACGAGCCAUCGACUAUGUUGAACGAUAUAUCAUCGCUAAACAACAAAGAUCACCUGUUCGUACUCUAAUUGGAAGUUCUCUUUCGGGAGAUCUAGUUUCUGGUACAACUUAUACUGAACAAUACAAUUAUCGACUACUAAUGGAUAUUAUUCUUCAUGCCGAAACAAAUGUCACAUUAGUGAUGCGUCAAAUGGGUCAUUUAUAUGAAAGUCUGUAUGAUUUAUUCAAUCAAAGUUUUGCCAUUUCUGCACGAAAGAAAUAUUGUCGAAUCGCUCUGGGUGCUUUCUAUCAUCCUCGAUGUCUUGUUCACGAUGACUUCUAUUGUGUUGUUUUCAUACGACAACAAGAUGUAGCCAAAUGUGAUCCACCGUUUCUCAAUAGAUUUGAAAAACAUCUUAUUGAUAUCAAUAGUCUAAUUCAUGAACGGCAUGCAUCAUUAACCAGAAAAUUUCUUGCCUGGCUAGCCGAACUCCUACCUACUGAAGGCAACAAACAUUUUCCUCUUCUACAACAUCUUUUCGUUGAUUACAGUAAUGAAUAUACUUGCAACUUGGUCAUGGAUGCAUUCGAUCAUUUGAAUAUAUCCGUCGAUGAUAGCGAUGAUCAUACGGAUGCCGUAAUGGCUUUCUUGUCUGGCUUAAGAUUACCAUGCGCGCAAUAUGAAUAUGAAACCAUUCGAUGCAUUCGACAGGCAAUGGGGCAACAUAUCCAGACAGAAGAGAUAGGUCUUGAUCAGCUCAAUCGUUCGCCCGUCGAGCAAUUGGGACAUCGCAGUGCUUUUGGAAAGAAUAUUGAAACAAUUUUUAACGAUGAAAUUCUUUUUAAUCAUUACUAUCAUGAUCAACUGGCAUUGGUUCAAGAUGAAACGAAAAUUUACCAAUUAUCAACAACAUUCAUUCAAAGUUUGCUUUCAACCAAUUCGAUUCGAACUGUUGAAGAACGGCUCAAUCAUCUAUUUACUGGUUAUGAAGAAUUAAUAGAAUUACUACGACUAUUCGAAAUUGGUGUACAAGUAAUCGUUGAUGAAAAUAAAUUUAAAUUCGAUCAACAAUUUAUCAAUCUUGAUAAAGAAGAGUAUCCAUCGAAUAGUAAUGAUAGUGAUUUUUACUGUCUCGUUUUGACGAAUGGUCAGUUCUACUUGAUACCACCACGAGCAUCAAUGACCAUGGAAGAAAAAUUUACUUGCGAUGGUGAUCCAUGGAUUGAAACUAGUCUCAUGAAUCUGAUUGAAUUACUGGUCCAUCAAUCGGUCAUUAACAGUGUUAAAGAUAUUGAACAGUUGACUAGUGUCUAUGGUCAGAUUGCUCAAGGUAUACUGGAAUUGAGUAGUUAUUCGGUCAAUAAUCUAGAAAAAUUACGUUCAUAUACUAGUCUUCUUCGAUGUAUUACAGCUCUGUCACCCAGUGAACAAGCGCUGGAAACAUUCAAAAUGGCUUGUUUUAUCGGUAAAUUCGAUGAAGCGUUUACGUCUUGUGAUACAAUUCAUUCAUUCAUAAAUUAUCUAGAGAAAAUUAUUGCUGAGCAUCAACCGACAAUCAGUCCUACAGUCAUUCGUCAAAGUCUACUCAAACUUGAAAUGGAGUUUUUAAAGAAUUGGCUUGUCGAUAAUAGUGAUCAAUAUAAUAACAUUCUUAAAUUAAUCGGUCAAUCCAAAGAUAUGUGGCAAUAUUCCGCAAAAAUCUUUUUCUAUAUUGAACGUAAACUUAAGCUGCCAUCUAUCAUUGAAAACAAUCAUGGUCGAAUUCCUGCAAUCGAAGAUUUAGCACCACUAGAUCAGUUUUUACAAGAAACAAAUGAUUCGACAAGAAAAAUAGAACGUCUUAUCGUCAAUCGUCUCCAUAUGAAACUUGUACUUGGUGCCAGCGAAUUGGAAACAAUUGAACAAGUAUUAACAAAUGAUUUUGAACAGUUGGAAAAGAAUAUUCGAUUAGUUCAGGACGAACAAUCUCAUAGUAAUUUAGAGUUAAUUUGUUUAAUUAGUUGGCUAAAAUAUUAUGCUCAAUUAUAUGCAUUUGCACUUAACCAUGAUAGUCACAAUGAAAUUAUGCUACGACUUGAUCGAUUCUUUGCCAGUGAUGAAACAUCGUUUUGUGCGACUCUAAGACUAUUCAUUAUUAAACAAUUGUGUCAAAUGUUCAAAGUAAAUCUGCAAGGACUACGUGCUAUAUUUAUCAAUCGAAACCUUGUUUGGAUUCGUUCGCUCAUUUCUCAAUCAUCUAAUCCAGACGGUAUGCAACACAGUCUCAUUCUUCCAACACCCCUAUUCGAGUGUCGAACUGAAUUCGAUGAUGUUCACGGUAUAUUAAUCAAUAAUGGAAAAAUUGAUCAAUGGAAACAACUGAUUGUUCGAUGUUCUGGUAACCAAAAACUUGCCUAUAGUUUUCUCAUAUGGUUUAUACACCAAUAUUCACAUUUCUAUACAGUAAAUGCAUUACCAGAUAAACGUUUGGUACAAGUCAUUGAACAUGAUCUAAGUCAAGAAUUAAACGAAUGUUUUACUCUGAUCGGGUAUAAAUUUCUCAUUUCACUCUGCACAAAUUUUAACGAUGAUUCUUAUUUUCAAUUGCAAUCUACGAUGAACGAAGAUGCUGUACAUCGACGUCUGGUCGCAUUGGAUAUUAUUGCUUUGCUUAUUUCAUACAAAGCUCUCGGACGUAAUACUUAUUUAGGUAAUCUUCUUUUUGAUAGUAAUCAGAAAAUACCUGAAAAUUACACUGAAUAUGUACAAACGAAGAUCUGUUUGCCUGCUUUUCUGCCCAAUGAUCCAUUCAUUACCCAAAUGAUCGACGUGCGUACACAGAUUACAGCGCGUUUGCCAAGAAUUUCUCCGCGGAAACGUUUUAUUUAUCAGUGUUCGCACGAUUGUCCCUGGAUAUUCUAUUUUGAAAAUUGUGGUGAUCCGAAUGAUCGUCGUAAAUGUCCGAUGUGUAACAAGGAUAUUGGUGCUGUGCAAGAUGGUGUUCUCAUUGAACGCGAUCCACCUCAACUUAAAAUUUCGGUUGAUGAUGGUUUUCAAUUUAUUGCCAAAUAUAUUGAAGCUUAUAACCAAAAAGUUUGCUUUGGUUACCAUGAUCGAACAUCGGCAGAACAGAGUAAUACAGGAGAAAAGCCUGAUCAUCUUCAACAUUCAAUAUCCUAUCGUUUCAUUCACAUGUUCAUCCACGCAAUGCUUCUUUUCUUAAACGAAUUAGGCUAUUUGCCCGAUUUCGAUUUGCCUAAACGUGAACAUUUUCAAGAACAUUUCGAAAAAGAUUAUGCUCUUCUUGCUCAACAAUUGAAUGACGCCGAAGAAUGCUACCUCUGGUUGUUCAAACUAUUCAAUCACUUAAUCAAUGAAGAAUUUAUUCAUGAAGGUUUACUAGAUAAUCGUGAGAAAGUUGUACACUUAGAAACUUUCCUGGAAAAACAACUAAUUUUCCCUCAUUUGAAUUCUGUUACCGAAGAAAUUCGUCAAUAUAAACUUGCCUAUAUGGAUUUUCUUCGACAAUUCAAUGAAAAAUUUUCUAUGGAAAGAUAUGUCGAUGAAUUCCAGGAGAACGACCAACAGUUCCCAUUAUUACAUUAUUUUAACGUAACAAAUAUUCAUACAGCUAAUCCGAUGAAUGAAUUUUCUUCAAAACUUGCAAUAUUACCUUACGGUACUCAAACCUAUCCGCUAACGAUAUUUUUACUAGAAAAAAUAGAUAUAUACGCCAAUAUUCAACAUCUAUAUCCCAUUGUUGCAUUUACUAAUCAUUUAAUACAAAAAUUUGAUUAUCGAAUAAAACGGAAUGAUGCAUUGGGGAAAACAAUUUCUAACUAUUUAAAUCAAGGAUCAGAUAGUGAAAUAACUUUAGAUCUUUAUGAACAAUUUGUUGAUGCUUGGUACAAAAUUACUAUGAAAGAAGUUCAGUAUCGAUGUCAAACAGCCAAACUUGAACAUAAUAUUCCACAAUAUGAAUUUGCGAAAAAUACAAAAUUUGCUGCAGUAUUAUUAAAUACAUCGAAAGAUGAAAGUAGCAUUUUAUUAGCUGCUUGUUUGACCACCUUAGGAAAAUUACAAAAUGAGAUUGUAAAUUUUUUUCAUCAUAAAAUCAUUGGGAAUGAAGAAAGUUCGCGACGUCAACGGGCGAUUCCCAUUCAAUCGAUUCGAGCUGAGCAUGUUCUGAAGCUUACGCCGAAUGAUAUUAGUUUAAAAUUAAUUACUGAUGGUUUUACAAUCAAUUACGAGUAUGGUAUGGGUAAAGAUAUUAUUUAUGAUUAUGAAGAAAUCGAAUUGACUUUAUGUAAUAUGGUCAGUCGUUUGCCUUUGAUUAAUACAGAAAAACUGAAUUAUUUCAAUUAUCAAUUCGAGCUAUAUGGAGAAAACUCAUCCUUAAUUAACGAUGUACGUGCAAGAGUUAAGCAGGAAUUGUUGACUGAUGAUGAACGAACGAAACUUCAAGGAUAUAUCUCAGAGAUGAGUAAUGAAGGUAUUCUUCACUAUCUUGGUUCCCUUGAUUAUGUCUUCACUUAUUUGGCCACAAUCACUGCUGAAUUCGGAGAAGAUCCACCGAGUAUUCAAGCAUUUGUUCAAAAUUGUAUCAGUUCGACUGCAUAUCUUAACGAAAAUGUCCUACGACGACAGCCAUUUGCCGGAGUUAGUCUUAAGUAUGUCAUUGAUUUGUAUGAACUAUUAGAAGAAAGAGCAUUUGAUCAAGUUUUACGUCCCUACGUUAAACAAGAAUUAUGUGAAGAAACGUUUUCCUUGCAGGAAAGAAUACGUCUUAUGGAUGAAUUUGUUGAUUCAACGUCGAAUAAUAAACAAAUUGCUGCGUGCUUUCGAAACUUGAAUUGUUGGAUAGCUAUUCUCAAACGCAUUAUGGUGCGAGUACUUUCUAAUGUUAGUGUACAUCUUGAUGUACCGUUAAAUCUUUAUCUCGGACGUCAAGAUUUGUGGACGAGUGACAUCACUGUUGACAAUAUACAAACGAUUACCGUUAGUGAUGAUAUUCUCUUGCAACAUACAUUCAUCAUAUUGAAAGGCUUGGAAACUCGACGAGAUCGCUUAUUAUCUGGAACGAGUCAAGUGGACAUCGAUCGAAAUAAAACUAGUGCAAACGAACUGCAAACAUCUCAAGGACAAAUAAACCAAGCGAAAGCAUGGCACGUAACAGACAACAGGAGUGGCAAUACACCGAAAGUUAUUGGAACAGGAAAAGGCAGUGGGAAGAAACUACGUUAG